Messenger RNA from Mus musculus (house mouse), 1800 nucleotides. RefSeq names its product interleukin 17C (gene Il17c). Gene Ontology annotation, cellular component: extracellular region. The record is from RefSeq and is a predicted model, not a curated record. Gene Ontology annotation, biological process: inflammatory response; signal transduction. Gene Ontology annotation, molecular function: cytokine activity. Lineage: Eukaryota; Metazoa; Chordata; Mammalia; Rodentia; Muridae. Bases 679 to 1287 code for a protein of 202 amino acids. The transcript has 3 exons.
UGCCUCUGCCUCCUGAGUGCUCAGAUUAAAGGCAAGUGCCAACAUACCUAGCUCACACAAAAGGCUUAUUAUUAUUAUUAUAAACUUGUAGGGUCCCAUAUCAAACCUAGGGGCAUUCCCUAGCUUCCAUCUCUCCUGCCUGCACAGGGUGGUGGUGCAUGGUGACUUUAGGCAGGAAGCACAACCUCCAAGUCCAUCCACUGGUCCAGGGCCUGGAACCUUACAGACUCAUGUCAGGCAGGAUGUAGCACGUAAGUCCCCCAGUGCCAGCCCCAGAGUCCCUGAGUUCAAACAGCCGAACUGACACAAAUCAAAGCGGUGAGCUGCUGAGAACUGCUUGGCUGAAAGCCCUAGUUCCUGGUUCCAGAGUGUCCUGCCAGGCAGGGCCCUGUGCUCUCCUGGGCAUUCCACUGGGUCGGAUCUUUGGGUAGAAAGGUUGCCUUGCAGGGGCUCCGAAGUAUCUGUGACGACGGGCGGGGUAGGUGUGGCCAGGGCAGGGCCCGGGCUGUUCUCAGGACCUAGCUGGAUAACUCUGUGAUGCAAAGGGACAGACCCAGAGGAGGAAGCAGAGCUGGAUUUUCCCCAGGUGUGGCCCCAGGUAUAAAGCACACAGCCAGGCUUCACCUGUUACAGCACUGGGACCGUCGCCAGGUGUGAGGCUGCUCCGUGUCUGCUGCCAUGGCCACCGUCACCGUCACUGUGAUGAGUCUCCUGCUUCUAGGCUGGUUGCCUACUGGGAUGACCCACCAAGAUCCCCCGUCCUGGGGGAAACCCCGAAGCCAUAGGACCCUGCGGUGCUACUCUGCUGAGGAAUUAUCUCACGGCCAGGCUCCUCCACACCUGCUAACUCGAAGUGCCAGGUGGGAGCAGGCCCUCCCUGUGGCCCUGGUGGCCAGUUUGGAGGCCACGGGCCACAGGAGACAGCAUGAAGGACCUCUAGCUGGAACACAGUGCCCCGUGCUGCGGCCGGAGGAGGUGCUGGAAGCUGACACUCACGAGCGCUCCAUCUCACCAUGGAGAUAUCGCAUCGACACAGAUGAGAACCGCUACCCACAGAAGCUGGCGGUGGCAGAAUGCUUGUGUCGUGGAUGCAUCAACGCCAAGACAGGCCGUGAGACAGCUGCCCUGAACUCGGUGCAGCUGCUGCAGAGCCUGCUGGUACUACGGCGACAGCCCUGCUCCCGAGACGGCACGGCGGACCCUACACCAGGAUCCUUCGCCUUCCACACCGAGUUCAUCCGCGUGCCUGUCGGCUGCACCUGCGUUCUUCCCAGGUCUACACAGUGAUGACUUCUGUCGUGGCCCCACUGUGGCGCAUCACAAUCCUUCCAGGACAGACAUUCCAGGCACCUCCACAGAGGAGGACACCUUCUAUUUAUGUGUAUUUAUUUAUUAUUUAUUGACUCAAGAGAAGCAGAAGCUAUGCCCAGCCUUUGCCUUGUGACCCAUAACCACUGCCCUGAUCCAGGCCACAUCUGGAAGGACCACUUAGCUAGCCCUGUCACCAAAGGGAAAGCUGGGCGUGGUAUAAAGCACACCAGGAAUCCUAAGCACUCGGCAGAGGCUGGAAGGUUGCCACAGGUCGUCAGACAGCCUGGUCUACACAAUGAGCUUCAGGGAAGCCAGAUGGUGGGAUGGGCCCGAAGGAACUGGCUUCCUCUCCUUGAAUCUCUAGCAACAGUGACCCGGAAGGAGAUGGGAGGCUGGGUCUGUGUCACCACAGAGCCCUGGCUUCUGUCUGAUGAAACCCUUCAGUAUCUGUUUUUCAACAACUAUUUAUUUUAACUGUUAUUAAACUGA